AUGACCAAGACCAUUGCUGUCGUCGGAGUUACGGGGAAUCAGGGCUCAUCGGUCGCUCGUGUGUUUCUCAAUGAACCGGGAUGGAAAGUCCGCGGCAUCACUCGCGACCCUUCCAAAUCAUCUGCUACGAAGAUGUCAUCUCAGGGCGUUGAAGUUCUCGCUGGCGAUCUCGACGAUCUGGAAUCACUGAAGAAGGCAUUCCAAGGCGCAAAUGUAAUCUUCGGAACCACAGACUUCUGGGGCCACAUGAGCGAUCCAGCAACACACAAGCUCGCGGCCGAGCAAAAGCGUACACCAAAUGAAGUGGCUUUUGACCGGGAAGUCUCUCAAGCAAAGAACAUCAUCGACGCAGCUGCAGCUACGGUUGAUACGGUGGACCGGUUCGUCUUGUCCACGCUGUCUGACACCAGAAGAUGGAGCAACGGAGCCUUGAUGCAGAAUUAUCAUUUCGAUGCAAAGGCGGAGGCGGUUUAUUACCUCAAGGCAACCUACCCGAAGCUGAUGGAGAAGACGAGCCCACUGAUGUUGGGCUACUAUGCCAACAACUGGAAGUCAUUCAGCGGGGCGCCGAAGAAGCAGGAGGAUGGGUCAUUUGUCGUCAGCCUGCCGAUAGGUGGGGACAGUAAGAUACCCAUGACCGAUGCGGCCGCAGACACUGGUCAUUUCACAAAAGGACUUGUUGAGCUGCCCCCUGGAAAGAUCCUUUGCGGCGCGGGCUCGUACAUAUCGUUCAAUGAGUGGUGUGCAAUGUUUGCCAAGGUCAACAACGUAAAGUGCGUAUUCGAGACGAUUCCUCGAAAGAAGUUGGAGGAUGCAAUGGGACCAGUGUUUGGGCCAGAGGUCGGCGAUAUGUUUGAGUACUUCGACAAGUUCGGCUUCAACGGAGGUGAUCCCGAUGUAGUAUUCCCAUGGGACCUGGACAUCAGUGUGAAACGCACCACGAUGGAGGAGUACAUGAAAGCCGAGGACUGGAGCUCGGUGUUGUAA
Pyrenophora tritici-repentis Pt-1C-BFP is the source of this 987-nucleotide messenger RNA. The record is from RefSeq and is a predicted model, not a curated record. Lineage: Eukaryota; Fungi; Ascomycota; Dothideomycetes; Pleosporales; Pleosporaceae.